This is a messenger RNA of Hymenoscyphus albidus, 1677 nucleotides long. NCBI's taxonomy places the organism in Eukaryota, Fungi, Ascomycota, Leotiomycetes, Helotiales, Helotiaceae. The record is from the annotation of a GenBank genome assembly.
AUGCCGGAAUUCGGCUUUUAUCCUCAUCUCACAGCCACAGGACCGCCACCCUUCUACCGCGAUGUGGCUGCCUCAUACCGCGAACAUUUCCUCGAGCUCGUAGACGCAGGAACCUUACGACCUAUGGUUCUGCACUACCAUCUGAUGGGCUAUGCCUUUCUGCUCACCUACCUCUGUUUCCCCCACAAGAACCGACCUUGGCUGUAUAACGCGCGAUGGGCGGUGCUUGGUUUGAUAACGUGGUGGAACUAUACAACUUUGUGGGAAACGAGUAGUGGGAGUCAUGCAACAAACAUGGUUGUCGGUGUGAUAUCUUCGUAUGGCUGGGCAACGGCUUGCACAUGGUUGUUCUUAUCGAAGCCACAAUGGGACGCGAAAAGGGUACAGAGGAGAAUGGUGCAUUUAGACCCAUCAGACAAGGGAAUAUGUAUCAACGGGCACGCAAGAGAUAUCUCUCUGCAGACGAAUGGACAUGUGGCAGCGGAGAAAUUCUCAGCUCUCAAAGGCCGAACACAAGUCGCCAUAUCGAAAGGAGGAGAUGGUACAGAUUUGAUGGCAAAGGCUAAUGGAAAUGGAAAUGGAAAUAUUUCUCAAGUUGAAGAAUAUUUCUGGGAGUCAUAUCCUGAAAGUUUUCGAGACCGGUUCUUCUGGACAUCAGAUCUUCUGAUAAAUUUUCGUGGACCAGGAUGGAACUGGGCAGUUCCAGGACUCCCAGCUCCACCAGAAUCCAUCAGCAAGCACCUGAAGGGUCUUGACAUGAAAUCAGCCAGAAGUGGAAUCUCCUUUACGGGCCUCCAACGUUUCGAUACCCGUCAAGAGCUUUUCCGUUACCUAUAUCCACGAUUUGUGGCUGGUUACUUUCUCAUUGACUUUCUAAAAACUAUAAUGAUGAAAGAUCCCUAUUUCAUUUUUGGACCGACUACCUAUGCUUUACCACCCUUUCUCCAAAAACUGUCUCCUUUAGGAUUAUGGUGUUGCCGUGCCGUAUUGUCAGGCGUGACCAUUAUCCAUGCUCUAGAGAUGGCCUUUAUGCUUGGUCCUCUCCUUCUUUGCUUCAUUCUUGGUCCCAAAGUGAUAGGCCAGCGAGGAGAAGCUUGGUACUACCCUACUGUGUGGGGCUCUUUCUCGAAUGUCCUAGACAAAGGUUUGAACGGGCUUUGGGGGGGUUACUGGCAUCAGACUUUCCGCCUCUCCUUUGCUGCUCCAACAAAAUUCCUUAUCGGCCAUGGAUAUAUUGAAAAGCGAUCAAUAGUGUCCAAAGUUCUUCAGCUUUUCUUUGCCUUUGGUAUCUCGGGCAUAAUCCAUUUUGCAGGUUCUGUCACGCAAUUGGCUAGAACACAUCAUUUGCACAACCCCAUUUUCUUCAUGUUGCAGGCCCUCGGAAUCUUGAUCCAAAGCACCGCUUGCGCGAUCUUGAAUCCAUUUAUCAUAAAAUUGCCAACAUCAAUACGGCGGACGGGCAAUUGUCUCUUCGUUGUAGUUUGGUUGUUGGCUACAGGAUCAUGGUUAGCUGAUGAUUUUGCCAGAGGUGGAGUUUGGUUAUGGGAACCCGUUCCAAUCAGCCCUUUUAGAGGGUUGGGAUUUGGACUACAAGGUGAUGGGUGGUGGUGCUGGGAUGUGUUUGGUUGGGGUUGGCAUCACGGUGAGCAUUGGUGGGAUAGUGGUUUCGCAAUGUGA